Tuber melanosporum (Perigord truffle) is the source of this 3570-nucleotide messenger RNA. RefSeq lists its product as uncharacterized. Gene Ontology annotation, biological process: intracellular protein transport; retrograde transport, endosome to Golgi. The transcript is spliced from 10 exons. Gene Ontology annotation, molecular function: protein binding. Gene Ontology annotation, cellular component: Ric1-Rgp1 guanyl-nucleotide exchange factor complex; Golgi membrane; cytosol. The coding region runs from base 97 to 3414 and encodes 1105 amino acids. The record is from RefSeq and is a predicted model, not a curated record. NCBI's taxonomy places the organism in Eukaryota, Fungi, Ascomycota, Pezizomycetes, Pezizales, Tuberaceae.
CUAUAAUCCCAGCCAGAGUCAACCAUAUCCCCAUAUCCGCAGACCACCCUCUCCAAACCAGUGUCUCCUUUCCCCACCAGUGAAGUAGCGGACAUAAUGUAUUGGCCCCUCGGCGCUCCUCGAAUACACGUGGUGAAACCUCCUCCAGACUCUUCACCGCCCGCAUUUGAUUCGGAUGACGCCUCCGACGAGCUCAUACAAAACAGCACUUCCCUCUCGCUCAGGGAUGAUGAUGAUGACUAUGAGGACGAUGAUGAUGAUGAUGAUUACGAAAAAGUGAAUAAUGAGGACGGUGAAGACGACGACGAUGAUGGUGAGAACUCCCAGGAAGGAAGGAAAGUUGGGGAAAAGGAAGUUAUGGAUCAAGAGCUCAGAGAAGCUCCACUACCAAGGCCCAAGGGUAAAAAAGGAACCGACCAGAAAAUGCGCAGUCGAUCUACCCGAGGGAGGGAGGGAGAGGGGCAAACGAGGCACAUAUUGUCGUUAAAGGUGGCUAGGAAUGGAAUGUUUGCGACAAUCACGGCUUCCGAGCUUACGAUCUGGCAAAUGAAGCCCACGGCCGUCGUUGCUCAUGUUCGCAGGUCUCAGAUCUCCCUCGUCUCAUACGGCCCCAAUACAGAUCUCCUCAUAAGACCGGACUCACAGAUUUUCGUGGUACAAACUACACUGGGAUACCUAGUUACGUACUCGCUUGCCUCGGACCCGAAUGCUAGAGUGUACAAACCGGGCUUCGUUAAUAAUAACCAUCACGCACGACAGAACUCAAUGGCCGUUGGAGUGAAGGCAGCCGUUGGUCCGGGAGGAUUGCUUCUUGGUGCUGGUGAGGCAGGAGGGGUGAGGGAAUUCUCUGUGAGAUUUAGGAUGGUUAUCAAGGUUGAUGCAGGAAUUAGCAGAGCUUUAGCUCUCGAUGACGAACUGAUGGUAGCUACUGUGAAGCCUGCUGCAGUCCAAUGUAUUCGUUGGACGCCAGAUCCCACAGGAAACCAAACAACCACAGAGCUGCUCAGCCGGAUGCCUUGGCUUCAAAAGAAAGCUGUUGCCACGGAGAUCGUUCAUGACAGGCCGAUGAACCUAUCAACCUGGGUUACAAGUGAUGGCCUGGCGUAUGCUGUUCAAAAGGCCGUUUUGGAGGAUGGUGAUAUUUCGCGCAUGUUCAAGGGCUUUUGUUUCCACAUCCCACCCUCCUCCGCAGAGAAGGCUGUAAAAGUUGCGAUAAAUGCCCGAUUUUCACUUAUUACCGUGGCUUGUGCCAACGGAUCAAUCUUUGUUUAUAAUGUCCGUGACUAUAACGGGAGUAUUCCCUUGUCGCAUGUGUUAUCAGCUCCGGCAUCACCUACAACAUCGGGAAAAUCAACGUUUAUAACAUGGUCACCUGACGGGUAUUGCCUUUUUGCUGGCUACCAAAGGGGAUGGGCAACAUGGAGUGUCUACGGAAAGCCUGGUGGAAAUUCCUUCUCGGCGGACACCAGAUUAUUAGAACGCAACGCAGGCGAGGGGUACCUAGAUGGUGUGAGGACUGGAAGCUGGGUAUCAGCCGGUGGAGAAAUAAUGCUCGUGAAAGAAGGGGGAGAUGAGCGAAUCUGGGUCAUGGAAUUUGCGAGGUCAGCAGUUACUGGUUGCUUUUGCUCAGCCAACAUUGCUCGUCCAGUUUUGCAGACGAAUGAGAAAAUACUCAUAUACCGCGGCUAUGAUAAAUCCGAUAUUGCAGCAAUUUCACAGGAGACUAGUGUGCUAUGGCAUCAUGUGCAAAUGCCUUCGGUGUACUUGGUUGACAAUUGGCCAAUCCGAAGUGCGGUUAUAUCACCGGAUGGAAGAUAUGUUGCAAUAGCUGGCAGGAGGGGGCUUGCCCAUUAUUCAGUCAAUAGCGGGCGCUGGAAAACAUUUAUCAAUGAGAAUAUGGAACAGGAUUUUGUGGUACGGGGGGGCAUGUGCUGGUAUCAGCAUAUCUUAAUUGCUGCAGUUGAGUGUGAUGAUCUAUAUGAGUUGAGACUUUAUUCUCGAGAGUUGCAGCUCGACAAUUCAUUAUUACUACACAUAGAGACUCUACCAUCUCCUGUCAUCUCCUUAUCCCUCGCUGGAGAUGACUCACUUCUAGUUUAUACCUACGACAAUGCCUUGUAUCAUUUCAUUGUACAAGGAAUGAAAGAUACCGUAAAACUUGUGCAGGUUGGCCAAAUUUACUUCCAUGGUAUCGUCCGGGCACCCGCAAGAGUAAGGGCAAUAAGCUGGAUCCUACCAGAACAGCAGCUUCGCGAUGGCGACCCUUCUCAAGAUGUCGCAGUCGCAACUGUUAUCUUUCUUGUGGACGGGAAGUUAGUGGUGUUACAACCAUCAACCACAGAAGGAGGAGACGCAAAGUACGAUAUGCGGGUUCUCCAACAAAAUGUAGAAUACUACGUAUUGAUGAGGGAUUGUCCUAUACAACAGCACCUCUUGCAGGGUUCGUCGGAAAGUGGGAGGACGACGCCUUACGACGGGAACUUUCCCCCAGCAGGGAGAGCAAAUGAACUUACCGACUCUCUGUGGAUAUUCGAUGGUAUCGAUAUGAGGGUCUGGAGUGAUGUUACGGAGAUUCUCAACCUUAACCCAGGGGAGGGUGGCAGAGAAGUUCCACCUCCAAUCAAGAUCGCUGUUGAUUUCUAUCCCAUGUCUGCGAUACUGAACAAAGGCAUAAUAAUUGGAAUCGAGUCUGAGCUGGUUCAACGAAGAGAUAUCAACUUUUCAUACUUCAAGUUUUCUACCAGAACUCACCUCUUCCUCAACCAUAUAUUACGGCAUUACCUUACAUGUCAUAGACCUGGGGCCGCUGUAGAGUUAGCUAUUAACUAUGAAAAACUUCGUUACUUUGGGCACAUUUUAGAGGUUUUAUUGCACGGCGUCCUCGAUGACGAGGCUGACCGGCCCCCAGACCCAGAAGCCGCCGUUCUUCCCGAAGUCAUUCGUUUCCUUUCCCAUUUCCCCCAAUAUCUCGACGUAAUAGUAGGCUGCACACGAAAAACUGAAGUAGCCUCCUGGCGUUACCUCUUCGACGUAGUCGGCUCUCCUCAAGCCCUCUUUGAGGAAUCCCUCUCUAGAGGCCUUCUCAAAACAGCCGGCGGCUACCUUCUUGUCCUCCACACCCUUGAGCAACUCACUAGUUCCUCGAAAGACAUGGUCAGACUGUUGGAGCGAGCAGUGGCGGAGGGAGACUGGGAUUUAUGCAAGGAACUUGCUAGAUUUCUCACCGCUCUCGACAACUCGGGUAAAAUGCUUAAGGAGGCGCUGGAGUUGGUCGAAUUGAGGAGUCCAGUAGAGGAGUUUGACAGGAGCUUCAUGUUCGAGAGUGCAAGACUGAAACCCCCGCCACCCGGGAAAAGACCCGGGUCGAGUGGCACGGCGCCGGGGGAAUAUAGGUUCCCGGAGGUGAGGAAGUAGUGUGGGAAGCUCUCGCCCUGUAGAUGUGAGAAGAUGAAGUGAUUUUUGUUCUCUAGGCCGAUUUCUUUAUCCUUAUCUAGUCCUUCCCCUCCCUCAGUCUCCCGAUAGUUUGGGGAGUAGGUAAUAUACAAUCCAAUUCCUAUUUUUCACACCCUA